Messenger RNA from Aspergillus clavatus NRRL 1, 1323 nucleotides. RefSeq names its product DNA-directed RNA polymerase I subunit RPA43. Gene Ontology annotation, cellular component: RNA polymerase I complex. The coding region runs from base 1 to 1323 and encodes 440 amino acids. Gene Ontology annotation, biological process: DNA-templated transcription initiation. The transcript has a single exon. Lineage: Eukaryota; Fungi; Ascomycota; Eurotiomycetes; Eurotiales; Aspergillaceae. The record is from RefSeq and is a predicted model, not a curated record.
AUGGCCGUCGUCGAUGCAAUGGAUAUAGACUCUAGCCCUGCGCCCGUCGCAGUGGCCGAAGCAGAGCGCAAGCGCAAGCUCAAGCACAAGAACAAGGACAAAACUUCCAAGAAGAAGCGCAAGCACGACCCCAGUCUGAUCUCCGAUGAGACAGCGGUCCACGACCCGACGUCCAAAAAGUCCAAGAGCAAGGGGAAGAGCUCGAAAAAUUCUUCCGAGACUGCUCUCCCAACCUCCGACUCGCCCUACGUCCUGACCACCGCAACGCUGUACCUCCCGCUCUCGCCCAUCUCCAUCUCGCCCACCCAUGCCCUAGCCUCGCUGAUGGCAGAGCACCUCUCGCCUCUCCUCCUUACGUACUACCCGCCUCUCCAGGGCGUCAUCCUGGCAUACUCCAACGCAUCGAUAUCAAGCGAACCGCCAACCUCGAGCUCCACGGCCUCUGAGGCGCAAGAUCCCAACCCACAGCCGCUCACGCUCGCAAAGACCGCAGACGAAUACGGCGUCCUGUACGUGUACCUGACCGCGACGUUCCUGAUCUUCCGCCCGCAGCGCGGCCAGAUCCUUGAGGGUUGGGUCAACGUGCAGUCCGAGGGCUUUCUCGGCGCCGUCGUGCUGAACCUCUUCUCCGUCGGCAUCGAGCGCAAGCGCCUUCCCUCGGACUGGGAAUGGGUCCCGCCCGGCGACGAAGACGAGGACAGCGACUCCACCAAGCACAACAAGAAGAUCGUCUUCUCGUCAACGGAAGAUGACGCCGACGCAGACGAGGACUCCGACCGCUCGCCCGAAUUCGACCCGGAAAGGGAACACUUCAAGCCCAUCACGCUCGCCUCCGACGCAAACCCCUUCUCCGAAACCGCCGACGACGAGAACCCCACCUCGGCAGAGGACGGCGGGGACGACGACUCCGCCGCCGAGGGAUACUUCCAGUCCGUCUCCGGGCACCGCGUGCGCGGCACCGUGCGCUUCCGCGUCGUCGACAUCGACGUCAUCCCCGGCACGGACCGCGAGCGCGGCUUCCUGAGCAUCGAGGGCACGAUGCUCUCGCCUGAAGAGGAGGCAAAGAUCAUCGAGGACGAGCGCGAUGGGAUCCUCUCCUCUGCGACGCCGCGGCGCCCGCACGUCAUGUCCGGCAGCAUCGGCCCAUCCGCCGCCAUAACCGAGAUAGAACUCGAGACCGUCAGCGUCGACGUCGAUGCCGAUGCCGGGCCGUCAAAGUCGCCGAGCAAGCGGAAGGAGCCCAAGGCAGAGAAGGUGGAGAAGAAAGAGGAGAAGAAGAAAUCCAAGUCCUCCAAGUCGUCCAAGUCGAAGAAGGAGAAAUGA